UCAAUUUGAACUGGUAUUCAAAUAUCGCGAUUAAUUAAUAUUGCAAGAACAAUACAAAAGUUAGAAUUGUGGCGAAUUUGCAACGAUUAAAAAUUCAAAUUACCCGCCAAUGAUUAGAGGUCAACAUGGCUGACGUUAAGACGGAGGUGCCUGAACAUUGCCCAGGAACGCAGAGCAAAGAUGCUGGAAAAGCUUCUGCCUGCGCCGGCUGUCCUAAUCAAACAAUAUGCUCUUCGGGCGAGGCAAAUAAAAUUGAUCCAGGAAUAGAGCUGGUCAAGGAACGGCUUUUGUCCGUUAAACAUAAAAUUUUAAUACUCUCUGGAAAAGGUGGAGUUGGGAAGAGCACAAUAACUUCACUUGUCUCACGGGCAUUGGCUGCGGAUGAUUUGGAACGAAAUGUCGCAGUUUUGGAUAUAGAUAUUUGUGGCCCUUCUCAGCCCAGGGUACUUGGAGUAUUGGGAGAACAAGUUCAUCAAAGUGCUUCCGGGUGGUCUCCAGUUUACAUUGAAGACAAUCUAUCCCUUAUGUCGAUUGGUUUUCUACUGGGAAGCGCAAGCGAUGCAGUAAUAUGGAGAGGGCCGAAAAAAAAUGGUAUGAUAAGACAAUUUUUAUCAGACGUUGAUUGGGGAAGUUUGGACUAUCUGAUACUGGACACGCCGCCCGGUACUUCCGACGAACACCUGUCUGCAACGUCGUACUUGAAAGCUGCAGGGAUCACAGGAGCUCUGGUCGUAACAACACCACAGGAAGUUGCCCUACUCGACGUAAGAAAAGAGAUUGAUUUUUGCAACAAGGUCAAAAUCCCGAUUAUUGGUAUAAUCGAGAAUAUGAGUGCGUUUAUCUGCCCCAAGUGCAAGAAUUCCGCUGAAAUAUUCCCAGCAUCGACAGGUGGAGGUCGUCAAUUAGCCAAGGAUUUGAACAUAGAAUUCUUGGGAUCAAUCCCACUGGAUCCACUCCUGGCAAGAUGUUGCGACGAGGGUAAAAAUUUUAUGACUGAAAUGCCAGACUCACCAGUCGUGGCCGUGCUAUCGCCUAUGAUUCAAAGGAUCAUACAGAAGUGCGAGAAGACCGAAGUCAGCUCGGCAGUGGACGAUUAACAUCAGCCAACAUUUCCAUCUACACUACGGUUACAAAUAUCGUAAAUUAUCUUCUUUGUAAAAAAGUACCCAGGUAUUUGCGAAAGUCAGAACCUGAUGCAAUACUGGUGGGUAUGUGGUGAAUGUUAAUGUCCCUAGCGCAUGAUAUGAUUGCUACGCUCGAAUUAGACUAGCAUCAGCCUCGGAAACGGACGAGAUUCGUAUAAGAAUUUUAUUCGCAAAGAAACGUGCGGGGUAAGACGUAUAUUUUAAUAGAAUAAUAUUUAUCUAUUAAAAUUUUAUGCGAAAAAUAAAUGUUGUUACAUUAAA
Molecule: messenger RNA, 1406 nt
Organism: Neodiprion fabricii
Lineage: Eukaryota; Metazoa; Arthropoda; Insecta; Hymenoptera; Diprionidae
Gene: Nubp1
Product: cytosolic Fe-S cluster assembly factor NUBP1 homolog
Exons: 7
Coding region: 126-1097 (323 amino acids)
Biological process (GO): iron-sulfur cluster assembly
Cellular component (GO): cytosol
Molecular function (GO): ATP-dependent FeS chaperone activity; ATP binding; 4 iron, 4 sulfur cluster binding
Source: RefSeq, a predicted model, not a curated record